AUGACCCGAAACGAUGCCCUUCAACAACUGUUGCUGUCAACGGGCCAUGCGAUCAUAAUCGAUCGAGUGGAAGGUGAUCCGCAGUGGGUAUCUGAGGUGGAUGAGUUUGAGUUGCAGCAUUUAUUAACGAAACAAUACAUUACACCUGUCAACAUCAUCGACUGGAUGACUGAACGUGUCAAACCACCUGCGGCAUUAUCGAGAAUCAGGGGCAACAAAACGGGUCUGCUGUUGAUGGAACUUCGUGCGAAGUUGGCUGCAUCGCUGUCGACGCAGAAUCGUAUUCCUUUAGUGUCACCGUUUCAAAGUGCGAAUGAAUUGCGAACGUUAAUAACGUCGCAUAUGAUAUGCUUCACAUCCGAAAGUGUCUUUCAUUUCCUCUAUCCGGCACAGAUUCGAACGGGUACUGUCAACGAACCACCGCUUCCAUCACCCACACAUUUCAUUGCUAAACAAGCAAUCAGGUAUUUUGGUUUGUGUAAAGAAGAUGCGGAAUGGAUAUUGGAGAGUCCGUACAGUGUUGAUUGUUGGCAUCGGAUGAAUACGAUUAUUGAACAGAGUGGUGCAUCGCUCGACAAAAUUCAGGUUUGGUAUAUGGAUGAGAGGCAACGGGCGAUCAAAGCGGCCUUGUCGCUGAUGUUCGAACAGCAUUCAUCUUUGUUACGAGCGUUGUUGGAUACGAAUGACGCGUUGUUAGUGUAUUGCUGUCGAUUUGCGUCGAUUGACGGCGAGUUGUCGAUUGGAAUGAGGGAACGUGACUUGAGGGCUUGGCUCUUCAACAUUGAUAUCGACACGAAACAG
Molecule: messenger RNA, 801 nt
Organism: Anisakis simplex (herring worm)
Lineage: Eukaryota; Metazoa; Nematoda; Chromadorea; Rhabditida; Anisakidae
Source: the annotation of a GenBank genome assembly